This is a messenger RNA of Alosa sapidissima (American shad), 7208 nucleotides long. Its product is annotated as NACHT, LRR and PYD domains-containing protein 3-like. The transcript has 33 exons. The record is from RefSeq and is a predicted model, not a curated record. Bases 130 to 7170 code for a protein of 2346 amino acids. Gene Ontology annotation, molecular function: protein binding. NCBI's taxonomy places the organism in Eukaryota, Metazoa, Chordata, Actinopteri, Clupeiformes, Clupeidae.
CGAAACUGAAACAGAAGUCGUCGCUUCCGUAUUGCGAAAAAGCAGUUGAACAUUUCGGCAAUGACGCAUCUUGAAAAUACUAUUGUGUAAGAUCAGGGGAUCCCAGUAAACAGAGUGUGUUUGGCUAAAAUGAGUUCGUGUGAAAAAGAGGACCAUGAUUGUGAGCCUCAGAGCCCACAGACACACAGACCUCCAUCUCCAGUGCCCAGCUGUGUGUCAAUGAAGAGUGAUCGGUCCAUGGAUAUUAUUCCCGACUUCAGCAGUGAACCAGUUCCAUCAGGUCUAAACCCACAGACACACAGACCUCCAUCUCCAGUGCCCAGCUGUGUGUCCAUGAAGAGUGAUCGGUCCAUGGAUAUUAUUCCCGACUUCAGCAGUGAACCAGUUCCAUCAGGUCUAAACCCACAGACACACAGACCUCCAUCUCCAGUGCCCAGCUGUGUGUCCAUGAAGAGUGAUCGGUCCAUGGAUAUUAUUCCCGACUUCAGCAGUGAACCAGUUCCAUCAGGUCUAAACCCACAGACACACAGACCUCCAUCUCCAGUGCCCAGCUGUGUGUCCAUGAAGAGUGAUCGGUCCAUGGAUAUUAUUCUCGACUUCAGCAGUGAACCAGUUCCAUCAGGUCUAAAAUUAAGUGCUGAUCUGACCCAGGAUCAGUCCAGGUGUGGAGUGUGUGAGCAGGUACUGAGGGACCCAGUCAUCACCACCUGUGGACACAGUUUCUGCAGGCAGUGCAUCAGCAGCGACUGGGAGCAGCCUGGACUACCAGGAGACCAAGUCUGUCCCCAGUGUGGAAAGACAUGCAGAACCCAACCUCCUCUACAGCCUCCUCUAGAUGAACACACAGAUAUGAGCACACAGGGUGAACACACAGGCCUGAUCAACAGCAGAAGACACCUGCACGCUGAACAUACACCAGGCAGAAAGAGGGAACUAGAUGAGGACCUGAGGAGAGUUAUAAAGAAUCACAAAGUCAGUCUGAAGAGGAGGUUUGAGAACAUAUCUGAAGGCAUCAUCAAACCAGGAGCUGAGAUUCUCCUCAAUAAGAUCUACACAGAGCUCUACAUCACAGAGGGAGAGAGUGAAGGGGUGAAUAAGGAGCAUGAGGUUUGGCAGGUAGAGUCAGCAUCCAGAUCUCAAAACACAGAAGACACACCAAUCAACUGCAAUGACAUAUUCAAGCCCUUACCUGGACAGAAGAAGCAAAUCAGAACUGUAAUGACCAAAGGUGUCGCUGGAAUUGGAAAAACAGUCUCAGUGCAAAAGUUCAUUCUUGAUUGGACAGAUGGGGUAGCCAAUCAAGAUAUAGAUUUUAUGCUCCCCCUUUCUUUCCGUGAGCUUAAUUUAGUCAAGGGUGAUCAGUACAGUCUUCACAGGCUCCUGCUGGACUUCCACCCUGAGCUGAAGGAGCUGAAUGAUGGUGAGGGAUACAAAGACUGUCAGGUUGUGUUCAUCUUUGAUGGUUUGGAUGAGAGUCGGUUGACUCUGAAUCUGGAACAAAACAGUAAGUUGUCUGAUGUGAAACAAACAUCAUCAGUGGAUGUUCUGAUGACGAGCCUCAUUCAGGGAACUCUGCUUCCCUCUGCACUCAUCUGGAUAACCUCACGACCAGCAGCAGCCAGUCAGAUUCCAGCUCAGUACAUCAACCAGGUAACAGAAGUACGAGGAUUCAAUGACCCACAGAAGGAAGAAUACUUCAGGAAGAGAAUCGGUGAUGAUAGUCAGGCCAACAGAAUCAUCUCCCACAUUAAAGCAUCCAGGAGUCUCCACAUCAUGUGCCACAUUCCAGUCUUCUGUUGGAUUGCAGCCACUGUACUUGAGCAGAUUAUGAAAAAGAAAAACAUUAAAGACAUUCCCAAAACGCUGACAGAGAUGUUCAUACAAUUCUUGCUCAUCCAGACCACCAGGAAGGAUCAGAAAUAUCAGAGUGAAACUAAAGCAAAUCAAGCGAAAGUUCUGGAAUCUCAGAGAGAGAUUUUACUGAAGCUGGCAGAACUGGCUUUCAGGAGUUUGGACAAUGGAAAUCUGAUGUUUUAUGAAGAAGACCUGCAAGAGUGUGGCAUUGAUGUCAGUGAAGCCUCAGUGUACUCUGGCAUGUGUACUGAGAUCUUCAAGACAGAAUCUGUGUUUCACCAGAAGAAGGUCUACUGCUUUGUGCAUCUGAGUGUCCAGGAGUUUCUGGCAGCUUUGUAUGUGUUUCACUCUUAUGUGACUGAGAACCUUGCGGCACUGACAUCCCUUAUCAGUGACGAACACAGACAGAGAGAUGAUCCCAACCCCUCGAUUUUAUCAUCUCUUCAAGCAGUGCUGGGCUUACAAUCACAGGAUCAUCUACAUGUGCUGCUCAAGAGUGCAGUGGAUGAGGCUUUGAAGAGCAGCAAUGGACACCUGGAUCUCUUCCUUCGCUUCCUUAUGGGCAUCUCUCUGGAGAGCAAUCAGAGACUUUUAAAAGGUCUACUGAACCAAACAUACAGCACCUCAAAGAGUAUUAAAGAAACAUGUCAGUAUAUGAAGGAGCUGAACAGAGAAGAUCUCUCUCCUGAACGAUGCAUCAAUCUUUUCCACUGCUUAUUUGAAAUGAAUGAUCAUUCUAUGCACAAAGAAAUUCAGAAAUUCCUGUCAUCACCAAAGAACAUCAAACAGAAGUUGUCUCCUGCCCACUGUUCAGCACUGGCCCACAUGCUUCUGAUGUCUGAGGAUGUGCUGGAAGAGUUUGACCUGAAGAAAUACAACACAUCAGAUGAGGGACGCAGGAGACUGAUCCCAGCUGUGAGGUGCUGCAGAAAGGCACGGCUCUUUGAAUGCAGACUCUCAGAGAAGUCCUGUGGAAUUGUGGGUACUGUUCUACAGUCACCAAACUCCCUGACAGAGCUGGACCUGAAUCACAACGACCUGGGGGAUUCUGGAGUUCAGCUUCUCUCUAAGGGACUGUCUAGUCCUAACUGCAAACUGCAGACAUUAAGACUUGCUGAAUGCAAACUCUCAGAGAACGCCUGUGGAGUUGUGGCUGCUGUUCUACAGUCACCAAACUCCCUGACAGAGCUGGACCUGAAUCACAACGACCUGGGGGAUUCUGGAGUUCAGCUUCUCUCUAAGGGACUGUCUAGUCCUAACUGCAAACUGCAGACAUUAAGACUCAGCAAGUGUGGUGUGUCAGAUGAAGGUUAUGUUUGUCUGUCUCUGGCUCUAAUGAUAAACCCCUCCUGUGUGAAGGAGCUGUACGUGAACAACAAUCAUUCUGGAGGAUCAGCACAGAAGCUGUUAUCUGCUACACUGGAGGAUCCUCACCGCAAAGUUGAAACACUUCAAUUUGCUGACUGUAAACUCUCAGAUAAAUCCUGUGAGAUUGUUGCUUCAGUUCUACAAUCAGCAAACUCCCUACUACAGCUGGACUUGAGUGACAAUGACCUGGGGGAUUCUGGAGUUCAGCUUCUCUCAAAAGGACUGUCCAGUUUUAACUGCAAAAUACACACAUUAAGACUUGCUGAAUGCAAACUCUCAGAGAAGUCCUGUGGAAUUGUGGCUGCUGUUCUACAGUCACCAAACUCCCUGACAGAGCUGGACCUAAGUCACAAUGACCUGGGGGAUUCUGGAGUUCAGCUUCUCUCUAAGGGACUGUCUAGUCCUAACUGCAAACUGCAGACAUUAAGAUUUGCUGACUGUAAACUCUCAGAUAAAUCCUGUGAGAUUGUUGCUUCAGUUCUACAAUCAGCAAACUCCCUACUACAGCUGGACUUGAGUGACAAUGACCUGGGGGAUUCUGGAGUUCAGCUUCUCUCAAAAGGACUGUCCAGUUUUAACUGCAAAAUACACACAUUAAGACUUGCUGAAUGCAAACUCUCAGAGAAGUCCUGUGGAAUUGUGGCUGCUGUUCUACAGUCACCAAACUCCCUGACAGAGCUGGACCUAAGUCACAAUGACCUGGGGGAUUCUGGAGUUCAGCUUCUCUCUAAGGGACUGUCUAGUCCUAACCGCAAACUGCAGACAUUAAGACUUGCUGAAUGCAAACUCUCAGAGAAGUCCUGUGGAAUUGUGGCUGCUGUUCUACAGUCACCAAACUCCCUGACAGAGCUGGACCUGAAUCACAACGACCUGGGGGAUUCUGGAGUUCAGCUUCUCUCUAAGGGACUGUCUAGUCCUAACUGCAAACUGCAGACAUUAAGACUCAGCAAGUGUGGUGUGUCAGAUGAAGGUUAUGUUUGUCUGUCUCUGGCUCUAAUGAUAAACCCCUCCUGUGUGAAGGAGCUGUACGUGAACAACAAUCAUUCUGGAGGAUCAGCACAGAAGCUGUUAUCUGCUACACUGGAGGAUCCUCACCGCAAAGUUGAAACACUUCAAUUUGCUGACUGUAAACUCACAGAUAAAUCCUGUGAGAUUGUUGCUUCAGUUCUACAGUCACCAAACUCCCUGCUACAGCUGGAUUUGAGUGACAAUGACCUGGGGGAUUCUGGAGUUCAGCUUCUCUCAAAAGGACUGUCCAGUUUUAACUGCAAAAUACACACAUUAAGACUUGCUGAAUGCAAACUCUCAGAGAACGCCUGUGGAGUUGUGGCUGCUGUUCUACAGUCACCAAACUCCCUGACAGAGCUGGACCUGAGUCACAAUGACCUGGGGGAUUCUGGAGUUCAGCUUCUCUCUAAGGGACUGUCUAGUCCUAACUGCAAACUGCAGACAUUAAGACUUGCUGAAUGCAAACUCUCAGAGAAGUCCUGUGGAAUUGUGGCUGCUGUUCUACAGUCACCAAACUCCCUGACAGAGCUGGACCUAAGUCACAAUGACCUGGGGGAUUCUGGAGUUCAGCUUCUCUCUAAGGGACUGUCUAGUCCUAACUGCAAACUGCAGACAUUAAGAUUUGCUGACUGUAAACUCACAGAUAAAUCCUGUGAGAUUGUUGCUUCAGUUCUACAGUCACCAAACUCCCUACUACAGCUGGACUUGAGUGACAAUGACCUGGGGGAUUCUGGAGUUCAGCUUCUCUCAAAAGGACUGUCCAGUUUUAACUGCAAAAUACACACAUUAAGACUUGCUGAAUGCAAACUCUCAGAGAACGCCUGUGGAGUUGUGGCUGCUGUUCUACAGUCACCAAACUCCCUGACAGAGCUGGACCUGAAUCACAACGACCUGGGGGAUUCUGGAGUUCAGCUUCUCUCUAAGGGACUGUCUAGUCCUAACUGCAAACUGCAGACAUUAAGACUUGCUGAAUGCAAACUCUCAGAGAACGCCUGUGGAGUUGUGGCUGCUGUUCUACAGUCACCAAACUCCCUGACAGAGCUGGACCUGAGUCACAAUGACCUGGGGGAUUCUGGAGUUCAGCUUCUCUCUAAGGGACUGUCUAGUCCUAACUGCAAACUGCAGACAUUAAGACUUGCUGAAUGCAAACUCUCAGAGAAGUCCUGUGGAAUUGUGGCUGCUGUUCUACAGUCACCAAACUCCCUGACAGAGCUGGACCUAAGUCACAAUGACCUGGGGGAUUCUGGAGUUCAGCUUCUCUCUAAGGGACUGUCUAGUCCUAACUGCAAACUGCAGACAUUAAGAUUUGCUGACUGUAAACUCACAGAUAAAUCCUGUGAGAUUGUUGCUUCAGUUCUACAGUCACCAAACUCCCUACUACAGCUGGACUUGAGUGACAAUGACCUGGGGGAUUCUGGAGUUCAGCUUCUCUCAAAAGGACUGUCCAGUUUUAACUGCAAAAUACACACAUUAAGACUUGCUGAAUGCAAACUCUCAGAGAAGUCCUGUGGAAUUGUGGCUGCUGUUCUACAGUCACCAAACUCCCUGACAGAGCUGGACCUGAAUCACAACGACCUGGGGGAUUCUGGAGUUCAGCUUCUCUCUAAGGGACUGUCUAGUCCUAACUGCAAACUGCAGACAUUAAGAUUUGCUGACUGUAAACUCUCAGAUAAAUCCUGUGAGAUUGUUGCUUCAGUUCUACAAUCAGCAAACUCCCUACUACAGCUGGACUUGAGUGACAAUGACCUGGGGGAUUCUGGAGUUCAGCUUCUCUCAAAAGGACUGUCCAGUUUUAACUGCAAAAUACACACAUUAAGACUUGCUGAAUGCAAACUCUCAGAGAAGUCCUGUGGAAUUGUGGCUGCUGUUCUACAGUCACCAAACUCCCUGACAGAGCUGGACCUAAGUCACAAUGACCUGGGGGAUUCUGGAGUUCAGCUUCUCUCUAAGGGACUGUCUAGUCCUAACCGCAAACUGCAGACAUUAAGAUUUGCUGACUGUAAACUCUCAGAUAAAUCCUGUGAGAUUGUUGCUUCAGUUCUACAAUCAGCAAACUCCCUACUACAGCUGGACUUGAGUGACAAUGACCUGGGGGAUUCUGGAGUUCAGCUUCUCUCAAAAGGACUGUCCAGUUUUAACUGCAAAAUACACACAUUAAGGCUCUCUGAUUGUCUCAUCUCAGAGAAGGGUUGUGGUUUUCUUGCUUCAGCUCUGUCUUCAAACCCCUCCCAUUUAAAACUGCUUGAUCUCAGCUACAAUAAUCCUGGAGAAUCAGGACUGAAGCUGUUAUCUGCUAGACUGGAGGAUCCUGUCUGUAAACUGGAGAUACUGAAAACUGACCAUGCUUCUUUAGACAGAGCACGACCACGUUUGCUGAGAUAUGUCUGUGAUCUCACACUGGACCCAAACACAGCAAACAGAAAUCUCUCUCUCUCUGAGGGGAACAGAAAGGUGACACGUGUGGAGAAGCAGCAGCCGUAUCCUGAACACCCAGAGAGAUUUGACUCCACAUGGCCUCAGGUGUUGUGUAGAGAGGGUCUGACUGGACGCUGCUACUGGGAGGCUGAGUGGAGUGUUGAUGGUGGAGCUCGUAUAUCUGUGGCCUAUAAAAGCACCGACAGGAAAGGGGACAGUGAUGACGUCAUAAUGGGACGGAAUGCCAAGUCCUGGAGUCUGUUCUGCUCUGCUGGUCUCAGUUACUCUGUCUGGCACAAUAAGAAAGACAAUGAUGAACGCACUGACAUACCUGCCCCCUCCUCCCGCUCCAGAACAGUAGGAGUUUACCUGGACUGGCCGGCCGGCACUCUGUCCUUCUACAGCGUCUCCACUGACACACUCACCCACCUGCACACGUUCCACUCCACAUUCACUGAGCCCCUCUAUCCAGGGUUUAGGGUUUAUUAUUAUGGCUCCUCAGUGUCCCUGCGCAAGAUCACAUGAGCUCGUCCUCCAACAGGUAGAGGUGGUGAAGUAGCCAG